Molecule: messenger RNA, 1579 nt
Organism: Pelagomonas calceolata
Lineage: Eukaryota; Pelagophyceae; Pelagomonadales; Pelagomonadaceae
Source: the annotation of a GenBank genome assembly
CCCCAGCCAUUGAAAACGAACCAAAGCGGCGGCGGACCAUGUUCCCGGCCCGCGGGGCAGCUCGCACUGAUGUGUAACAACUGACCGCGGCUGCAGACAACACCCCAGCGGCGCCGCUUGGGCCGCACGCGCACGGCCUGCGCAAAUGGAGGAGUCAAAAGAGGAGCCGCGCCGUGUACACCGCAGCUGGCGCGACCGCCUCCUCCUGUUCUAUGGCGAGCGCCACCUCGAAGACAAACGAGGAGGGCCGAGGGUCGCGCCGGCGCCGGUCUGGGCGCCGCUCGCGACCGGCUCGAGGUGCGAGGUCGUCUUAUCAAACGAUUACGUCGUCGAGACGACACAAGAAGAGGAGACACAUCGAGGCCGCUUCUCGGACAAGAUGCUGAUGAGUCGAGAUCAAGGCGGCUUCAUACGGGGAAUUGUAGAAGGCUACUCUGCCGAUGGUUACGACAUAAGGUACGCCGACGGGCCCUAUCGGAGGGAAGACAAGCACGCGCCGCCGCCGGGGUAUCCCGCAGAGGAGCGCUGGUGGGUCCCGUCGAACGUCAUCAUAAAAAAGACAUUAGGAGACGACGUCGUACUGAGGGAGGUGCCCGCGACGUUGGUGAAGGAAGAUGUGUUGACCGACGACCGGCUCCCGAAGGGCGUGCUCACGUUAGUUACGAUACAAAUCGCCUGCGCGAUCUGGACGAGGCGCUACACAGCGUCAGGAGCCGAGCAGGGGACAUCCACACCGAACAGAAUUGUUUAUAGAUUAGUGGGCCCCUGGCCGCAUUGCGAAGAUUCGAGAUCCGAAUUCUACCGCCUCAUCUUGUAUCAGUUCGUCCACGGCAGCUGGCUCCACCUCAUAGCGAACGCCUUGACCCAGAUCGUGUUUGGUUUGCCCAUGGAGCUCGCGCACGGCACACCAAAGAUCUUGGUCGUGCACAGCGCGGGCGUCGUCGCAGGCGCGUUAACAUGCGCCGUCUGCGACGCCUACGCCGUCGUCAUCGGCGCGUCGGGCGGCGCCUAUGCUUUUAUGGGUGGGCACGUGGGAGCCAUUUUCAAGGACUGGGACCGGUUAAGGCACGGCGUUUUUGAUAGGAGGACGCGGCUUGUUGUUUUUGCGUUUAUACUCGGAGCGGACGUGCUCCAGUGGGCGCUGACGCGCGAAGCUGGAGUGAGUUAUGCCUCUCAUGUGGGAGGCGCGGCGGCGGGGUUGUUAUUGGGUGUGGUCAUUCUGCGGCGGCGGCCGGCUCGAUCGAAUUCGGAUUUUGUGAGGCGCCUCGGCCGGCCCGCCGUGUUCCUGGCACUGGUCCUUUCAAUUUUCUUAUUUGCGUUUGGAAUAACGUGGUACGCGGCGGUCUAUCCACCUAAACCAUUGUCGCGGGGCUGGUACGACGCCUACGGCUUCGGCGUGCGGCCCUGCUGCCACCAGGCCUGGUUCUGCGACGUGGAGCCGACGGCCGCGCUGACCUGCGAGUUCCGCGAAAGCGACGCGACGUGGGCCCUGGCGUCGCGGGGGGAGGUGCUCGGGGGCUGCGGCGCGCUCGCGGCGGCCCUUGUUGGUGCGAACGCGACGGCGAAUGUCACGGUGUAG